Messenger RNA from Brassica rapa (field mustard), 1158 nucleotides. Its product is annotated as haloacid dehalogenase-like hydrolase domain-containing protein Sgpp. Lineage: Eukaryota; Viridiplantae; Streptophyta; Magnoliopsida; Brassicales; Brassicaceae. The record is from RefSeq and is a predicted model, not a curated record.
UAAAAGUCCCCACCGAAUCUUCCUCUGACGUGCACGAAAUGAUUCCCAUUUUAUACCUUUUUUAUAUUCUCUAAAACUUUCUCUCAAAAGCCAUUGGUGUCUUCUCUGCAAUCAAUCACAGAUCCAUUUUGUUUCUUACAUCAUCAAAAUGAAUGGCUUCUCUGAUCUCAAUCCUUCCGAGAGCAAACCAUCGCUUGCACAUCUUGCUCCACUAGAAGCCAUUCUGUUUGAUGUUGAUGGAACACUCUGUGACUCUGAUCCCAUCCACCUUAUCGCCUUCCAAGAACUGCUCCAACAGAUUGGUUUUAACAAUGGUGUCCCAAUCGACGAGAAGUUCUUCAUUGCCAACAUUGCUGGAAAACACAACUCUGAGAUUGCUCUCGUUCUCUUCCCUGAUGAUGUUGCUAAAGGGUUAAAGUUUUGCGAGGACAAGGAAGCUCUCUUCCGCAAACUCGUAGCAGAGAAGGUAAAGCCACUUGACGGACUUCUAAAACUAACCAAAUGGAUCGAAGACCGUGGACUGAAACGAGCCGCCGUGACAAACGCUCCAAAAGAGAACGCAGAGCUCAUCAUAUCGAAACUUGGUCUCACUGAUUUCUUCCAGGCAGUGAUUCUCGGCUCUGAGUGUGAGUUUCCCAAACCACACCCGGGGCCUUACUUGAAGGCUCUCGAAGUGCUUAACGUGUCGAAAGAGCAUGCGCUGGUGUUCGAGGACUCGGUCUCUGGGAUCAAAGCAGGAGUUGCGGCUGGAAUGCCUGUGGUUGGACUUACCACAGGGAAUCCAGCAAGCGUGCUGAUGCAAGCUAGACCUGCUUUUCUUAUAGAGAACUAUGCGGAUCCGAAACUGUUGGGUGUGUUGGAGGAGCUUGAUAACAAGAAGAGUUCUUAGAAGUCUUGUCUCACUUGUCUAGCCAUCGCACGCAUGAGCAGACCCUUUUUUUAUCUUUUGUUGAAUGGGGAUUUUUAUGACAGUGGAGGAGCUUCUCCAACUUCCAAAUUAUCAAAUUUAGCUGUCUUUUUCUAUUUUUUUUUUGACGUAUGUAACUCUUACAUGCUCAAUUCUAAGUUGGUAACUUACCUUUCAAUAAUGAUCCUAUUGUUUUGUAUGGUAAACUACAUGCAUUUUGUCAAUGGAAGAAUACUGUUUUUAUUUGGUUA